AUGUCUACUAUCACCUUUGUGACGGGAAACCCUAAAAAGUUGGAAGAAGUGGUCGCUAUUUUGGCUGAUGGCAGUCCUGUGCCGGUUGAUGGAGGAUCCAAGGUUGGAAAAUUUAUCAUCAAGAACGAGAAGCUGGAUUUAGACGAAGUUCAAGGAUCCAUUGAGGAAGUCACCAUUCACAAAGCCAAGCAAGCUGCCCAACUAAUCAAGGGUCCAGUCUUAGUCGAAGAUACUUGUCUGGGAUACAACGCAUUGCAAAAUCUUCCUGGCCCAUACAUCAAAUGGUUCCACCAGAAAUUAGGGUUGGAUGGAUUGAUCAAGCUGUUGGCAGGUUUUGACGAUAAGUCUGCAAAUGCUAUCACAACCUUUGGCUACUGUGAAGGACCUGAUCAAGAAGUCAAGCUUUUCCAAGGUAUCACAACCGGAGAAAUUGUUCCGUCCAGGGGACCAACUGAUUUUGGAUUCGAUUCCAUUUUUGAACCACAUGGAACUGGUAAGACCUACGCCGAGCUGCGUGGUCCAGAAAAGAACAAAAUCAGUCACAGAUCUAAAGCGCUAGCCAAACUCAAAGAAUUUCUUUUGAGCCAAUGA
This is a messenger RNA of Ogataea philodendri, 591 nucleotides long. RefSeq lists its product as uncharacterized. Gene Ontology annotation, cellular component: cytoplasm. Gene Ontology annotation, molecular function: nucleoside triphosphate diphosphatase activity. NCBI's taxonomy places the organism in Eukaryota, Fungi, Ascomycota, Pichiomycetes, Pichiales, Pichiaceae. The transcript has a single exon. Gene Ontology annotation, biological process: nucleoside triphosphate catabolic process. The record is from RefSeq and is a predicted model, not a curated record. The coding region runs from base 1 to 591 and encodes 196 amino acids.